Messenger RNA from Aegilops tauschii subsp. strangulata, 1216 nucleotides. RefSeq names its product ethylene-responsive transcription factor ERF020-like. Gene Ontology annotation, molecular function: DNA-binding transcription factor activity; DNA binding. The record is from RefSeq and is a predicted model, not a curated record. Gene Ontology annotation, biological process: regulation of DNA-templated transcription. NCBI's taxonomy places the organism in Eukaryota, Viridiplantae, Streptophyta, Magnoliopsida, Poales, Poaceae.
GAUCAAAAUUUGGCACAAAUUACAAAGAGGACCAAUAAAUCAGGACUAGCAACUUUUUAGCUAAAAGUCAAUCCCAUUAAUUCUCCAAACUAAUAUCGUGGAACUUGAGACGGCAGCCUGUAACUGCGAUGGAGAAGAGGGUUCCCCACAGAAUCUGAUGGCGACUUGGGGAGCCUACCACCACAUGCGUGUUCAUACGAUCGAUACUACGACCAUAAAAAAUGGUUUGACCCUUUGAAGAUUUUGACCCCGUUGCUCCCAUGCCGACCACAAAUAUCACCACACGGCUGUAUUAGUACUGCUGCUCACAGCUCACAAGGUCAAACUCAAAGCCGAUUCGAUCCUUCCGCAUGCAGGGUCAACUCGUUUUGUGGGUUGACCUCUCACUCGUAUAUAAGCGCGUGGUACGUGGUACGUUCACUUGGAAGCUCGGCCGUGCGUUGAGAAAGAGGCGAGGUCAGAGGCUCGGAAGGUGGUCAGCCAGCCAUGAGCAGCGCGGAGGCGUCGGCGGCGAGGGGCGGCGAGGAGGAGCGGUGCCGGUACAAGGGCGUGCGGCGGCGGCGGUGGGGGAAGUGGGUGUCGGAGAUCCGGGUGCCCGGCACGCGGGAGCGCCUGUGGCUGGGCUCCUACGCCACGCCCGAGGCCGCCGCCGUCGCGCACGACACGGCCGUCUACUUCCUCCGCGGCGGCUCCCUCUCCGGCAACGGCGCCGCUGGGCUCAACUUCCCGGAGCGUGCGGCCGCCGCGUACGGUGCCGGCUCCGUGGCGCCCCUCUCGCCGCGGUCCGUGCAGAGCGUGGCGUCCGACGCGGGCAUGGCCGCCGACGCGCAGCUCGUGGCGGCGCGGGACGGCGUGCCCAGGCAGCACUACGCGGAGGCGCGCGCCGGCGCUGGCACCGCGCAGGGCGGCGCGAACGCGGAGCUCCAGCACGACGGCGCGUAUGCGUACACGUAUACGGGGGACGGCGGGGACACCACUGGCGGUGGCGGUGGUACCAGUAGGGAGCAGCUUGUCUCCGGGGAGCUCAGCGUCGACGACAUGGAGAUAUUGAUGUAAAAUUGAGCAUACACGAACACCGGUAGUACUACGUAGAAUUAGCUGAUGCAAUAAAGAUCGAACACAGGUCGCAGUUGGCAAGGUUGAACCGUUUGAAAUUCGGAAACAGUUCCGCGCACACGUCCGAUAUGAAAUGAUUACUACCUGUUGACAUUUGAAA